AUGGCCUCUUCCAAAUCACAGCAGUUCUUUCACACCUCAGGCGCAACCGACGCAGUCUGGGUACACCAAGAUCCUGUCUCCAACCGACCUUCGUUCACAAAGUUAAACCAGGAUAUCGAGACUGAUAUAUGUGUAAUCGGUGGUGGUAUCGGAGGAAUAUCCACCGCAUAUGAGCUCGUCAGUCGAGGGCGUGAAGUUGUCCUUCUGGAAGCCCGUCAGGUUCUGUCAGGAGAAACUGGCCGCACCAGCGGGCAUUUGACCAACGACUUGGAUGAUGGCUAUACCGAGAUUGCUAAGAAGCACGGCGAUGCAGGUGCCAAGGUUGCUGCAGAGAGCCACGCUUGGGGAAGAGACCGCGUUGGUGAAAUUUCAAAGAUGCUUGGCAUUGAUUGCGAAUAUCGUAAACUACCCGCGUAUGAAGUCUCUCAGUACUCGACUAAAGAGAAGAAAGAUCACGAAGAAGAGAUGCACGAAUUAAGGAAGGAGGAAGCAGCGCAAAGAAAGUUUGGAAUCGAUUCCAGGUUUGAUGAAACACUCACCGUUCGUGGAUGGGAUGGAGCCAUUGACCAGCGAGGAGGACUCAUUGUCAAGGACCAAGCUACUUUUCAUCCAACAAAGUAUCUCAACGGAGUCCUCAAGUGGCUCAAGUCCCAACCCAACUUCCGCUGCUUCGACCAAACCCGAGUCAUGUCAGUCGAAGAGAAGGGUAUUGAGAUCUUGGGAAUCGGUAACAAGUCUGUUGUUGUGCAAACCUCAGAUGGCAAUUCGAUCAAAUGCAACAAUGCUGUCGAAGCUACUUGUGUUCCUCUACAGAAACUGAGUGUCAUCGCACAGAUGGAAUUUAUGCGAACAUACUGUAUUGCCGCCAGAGUACCCAAGGGUUCGAUUGAGGAUUGCCUCCUCUACGACCAGGCUGAGGAGUACAAGUACAUUCGACUGACAGCCUGCGAUGAUGAACAUGAUUACAUCGUCGUUGGAGGCUGUGAUCACAAGGUCGGCCAGGAAGACACCACAACUGAGUUCAAAGAACUGGAGACAUGGACACGCGAGCGCUUCUCGCAGGUUGGUUCGGUCGAUUACCGCUGGAGCGGACAGAUCUUUGAGCCAGUGGACUUUAUGCAGUUUGUUGGUAAGAACCAGGGCAAUGACCACAUCUACAUCAUCACGGGCGAUUCUGGCGAUGGCUUGACGAGUGGAGUGUUGGCUGGCCGACUAAUCGCUGAUGAGAUUGAUGGAGUCAAGAACCCAUGGGCUGAGGUCUACUCCCCUAAGCGUAUUGCUUCCAUGUUGAAGUCACUGCCCAGCAUGAUAUCACAUGACUUGCAGAUCAACGCGCAGUACAAGAGGUUUUUGCAAUCCGACAUUGCCGAUAUUGAAGAUCUUGGUCGGGGCAUGGGCGGUGUUCUGAACAAGGUCGGAUCAAAGCCCAUCGCAGUGUACAAGGAUGAAGAAGGAAACGUCAAGCAGUACAGCGCUUUGUGCCCACAUAUGAAGGGUGUCGUGUGUUGGAACACUACAGAAAAGAGCUUCGAUUGUCCUGUGCAUGGAAGUCGAUUCUCCCGAGAGGGUAUUUGUGUGAUGGGGCCAUCUAAAGGCAAUUUGGAGCCGGUUGAUAAGGCUGGAAAGGCCGAUCAAGAGAAUGUAGCUGGUAGCUAA
This is a messenger RNA of Fusarium venenatum, 1656 nucleotides long. Its product is annotated as FAD dependent oxidoreductase-domain-containing protein. The record is from RefSeq and is a predicted model, not a curated record. Gene Ontology annotation, cellular component: cytoplasm. Lineage: Eukaryota; Fungi; Ascomycota; Sordariomycetes; Hypocreales; Nectriaceae. Gene Ontology annotation, molecular function: 2 iron, 2 sulfur cluster binding; oxidoreductase activity.